Lontra canadensis (Northern American river otter) is the source of this 2976-nucleotide messenger RNA. RefSeq names its product macoilin 1 (gene MACO1). Gene Ontology annotation, biological process: neuronal signal transduction. The transcript is spliced from 11 exons. NCBI's taxonomy places the organism in Eukaryota, Metazoa, Chordata, Mammalia, Carnivora, Mustelidae. Bases 1 to 1995 code for a protein of 664 amino acids. The record is from RefSeq and is a predicted model, not a curated record. Gene Ontology annotation, cellular component: rough endoplasmic reticulum membrane.
AUGAAGCGGCGGAACGCCGACUGCAGUAAGCUCCGCCGCCCCCUAAAGCGGAAUCGGAUCACCGAGGGCAUCUAUGGCAGUACAUUUUUAUACCUGAAAUUCCUGGUAGUGUGGGCGCUUGUCCUCCUGGCAGAUUUUGUCCUGGAGUUCAGAUUUGAAUACCUGUGGCCGUUUUGGCUUUUCAUCAGGAGCGUCUAUGAUUCCUUCAGAUACCAGGGACUGGCCUUCUCAGUAUUUUUUGUUUGUGUAGCAUUCACGUCAAAUAUAAUAUGUCUGCUGUUCAUCCCCAUACAAUGGCUUUUUUUUGCUGCUAGCACAUAUGUAUGGGUUCAGUACGUAUGGCACACAGAAAGGGGAGUGUGUUUGCCCACAGUGUCCCUCUGGAUACUCUUUGUUUAUAUUGAAGCAGCAAUUAGAUUUAAAGAUCUCAAAAAUUUUCAUGUAGACCUUUGUCGUCCAUUUGCUGCUCACUGUAUUGGGUACCCUGUGGUGACUUUGGGCUUUGGCUUCAAAAGUUAUGUAAGCUACAAAAUGCGAUUAAGGAAGCAGAAGGAAGUGCAAAAAGAGAACGAAUUUUACAUGCAGCUUCUUCAACAAGCUCUCCCCCCAGAGCAACAGAUGCUACAGAAGCAGGAAAAAGAGGCCGAGGAAGCAGCCAAAGGAUUGCCUGAUAUGGAUUCCUCGAUCCUUAUACACCACAACGGAGGUAUCCCAGCCAACAAAAAACUCUCCACAACUUUGCCAGAGAUAGAAUACCGAGAAAAAGGGAAAGAAAAGGACAAGGAUGCCAAAAAACACAACCUUGGAAUAAAUAACAACAAUAUUCUACAACCUGUAGACUCAAAAAUACAAGAAAUUGAGUAUAUGGAAAACCAUAUCAACAGUAAAAGAUUGAAUAAUGAUCUUGUGGGAAGUACAGAAAAUCUCUUGAAAGAGGACUCAUGCACUGCUUCCUCAAAAAAUUACAAAAAUGCCAGCGGAGUUGUGAACUCAUCACCUCGCAGUCAUAGCGCCACAAACGGGAGCAUUCCUUCCUCAUCUAGUAAAAACGAGAAGAAGCAAAAAUGCUCGAGCAAGAGCCCAAGUACACACAAGGACUUAAUGGAAAACUGUAUUCCUAAUAACCAGCUAAGCAAACCAGAUGCACUGGUAAGGCUGGAACAAGACAUUAAAAAGUUAAAGGCUGACCUGCAGGCCAGCAGGCAAGUGGAACAGGAGCUCCGCAGUCAGAUCAGCUCCCUGUCCAGCGCCGAGCGGGGCGUCCGCUCCGAGAUGGGCCAGCUCCGGCAGGAGAACGAGCUGCUGCAGAACAAAUUACAUAAUGCUGUGCAAAUGAAGCAAAAAGACAAACAAAAUAUCAGCCAGUUGGAGAAAAAGCUAAAAGCUGAGCAGGAAGCCCGAAGUUUUGUAGAAAAACAAUUAAUGGAGGAGAAAAAAAGGAAGAAGUUGGAAGAAGCUACUGCUGCCCGGGCCGUUGCAUUUGCUGCCGCGUCUAGGGGGGAGUGCACCGAAACCUUACGGAAUCGGAUCAGAGAAUUAGAAGCAGAGGGCAAGAAGCUCACGAUGGACAUGAAGGUGAAAGAAGACCAGAUCAGAGAACUAGAACUGAAAGUUCAGGAGCUUCGGAAGUAUAAGGAAAACGAGAAGGAUACUGAGGUGUUAAUGUCAGCCCUGUCGGCCAUGCAAGAUAAAACACAACACCUGGAAAACAGUCUGAGUGCAGAGACGAGAAUCAAGCUGGACCUGUUCUCUGCACUGGGGGACGCGAAGCGACAGCUCGAGAUCGCGCAAGGACAAAUUCUUCAGAAAGACCAGGAAAUCAAGGACCUUAAACAGAAGAUAGCUGAAGUCAUGGCCGUCAUGCCCAGCAUAACGUACAGUGCUGCCACCAGCCCCCUGAGCCCCGUUUCCCCCCACUACUCUUCCAAAUUUGUGGAGACCAGCCCCUCUGGACUCGAUCCCAAUGCCUCUGUUUACCAGCCCCUGAAGAAAUGAAGACCAGCUGUGGGUUUUGCCCAACCAUUUGGUUACCAGAAGGCAUCACAAAGGAGCAUCUCUGGCAGUCAAGAUAAAAAAAAAAAAAAAAAAAAAAGUUUAUAUUGUAUUUUGUGGGACUGUAUAUGUUGUCGUUUUUAAAAAGGGGGGGAAGAUAACAUCCAAGUCUGAUUAGAACUGCCCAUCAGUUUUUCUUGUAAAUUUUUAGAAGACCUCACAGAACUUUGCAGUUUAUUUUUCUCGGCCAAUACAUUAAAACCACUCUUGGAUUUCAAAUAGCCAAUUUUGCCUUUUAUGUAUUCUUACAGUUUCCUCUUGAAGAAGGAAAAAAAAAAAAAAGCAAGGUUUUUUCUUCUCCCCCCUUUCUUUUGGUUUUGUUCUUAAAUAAGCAAGCAAAACCUGCAUUUUGGAUUCACAUGGGAUGCUAAUGAAAACGUUUCCUUUCUAGAGUGGAAGGGUUAAUAACCUCACACGGCUUUGAUUUUAUAGCUGCAUUCCAGAAGAUGAUUCUUGAUAUUACAGAAAACAAAAGCUGAUUACCCCUCCAAGGACCAAACAAAUUCCGGGAGUGUCGUUUAAGCCGAGGGGAGUGAGGCGAUGAGACUAGCUAUGAGCGUGUCCCCGGGGUUGUGUCUGAAAUGUUCCUAUUCCCCUCGGGUGUUCAGUCCUAGAAAACUGCUAGCAGUGCCUUGGGAAAAUAACAUUUCAAGAGGAAACUUGACGAUUUUAAACUAUUUGCCCCCUUUACCAUCAUCUGUCUUCUGUGUCGAGCUCACUGCGGAUCCUGCUGGAAACUGGCAGGUAGCGGGGGCUCAUGACCACUGCCGCUCCAGCCCAUGUCCUUUCAGAGAAAGCACCACGGUGUUCUGGACUCGUCUCGAGGCCAGCACGUUGGGACAGGGAGCCGGGCGGUGUUUGUGUGCCAGAGACUGCAAGGACAGCGAACAAAAAGCUGCCGUUCUAGGUUUGGGUUGGUUUUUU